CUAUAACAGCAGAGUCAAGGUCUUGGUGGAUGUAAGCGAUGUUAUCCUCAAAAUGCUUUGCAGACAAGUCACAGAGAGCUACCGUUGGUUCUACCAUCUCCCUUGGGCCAGCCUGGAAAAGGCCCUGUACAACCUGGAAAGGCUCUACCGGACGACAUAAUGAGGAUGCCAUGGAGGCAGUAAAGGAGGCCUUUUUUGCUGUCUUCCCUGCCACUAGGGAGGCUCAAUAAUGAGCUCUUACCAGUGUUCGGUUGCAUUCAUUUGGAUCUUUCCUCCACUUGCAUUCAAGCCGUCUCCCAGCUUGUUUCCUCACCCUAAGCUCUGGAGUAGACCAGGGGGCCAGUCGGGCUCCACAAAGUUGGUGAGAGUGCUCAGGGGCAAACAUUCAGAUGUUCCAGAGGUCCUAGAGCCAUUUGGAAUCCCACUGGAUCCAUCAGCCUCCAAGGGAGGACCUUCCUAAUAGGUCCCCCAUCUCUGCAGAGGGGAAAAGGUGCCAACAGCCUAAAUCUCAAUGGGCUUUAGGAACAGAAUUUAGGAACAUUCUUCCUUUCACUGAAUAGCAAUAUUUAGAGUGCCUUCAGACUCACUGUUUUGCAGGAGGGAUUCAAGUGCAUGUUGGAACUUUAGACUUGAGCAUUUAAAGUGAGUUAAGUGUCCUGUCACCCUAGUGCAAUAAAUCCAUGGGAUGACCAGGGAUGGGGAGCCACAAUUUUUUUUGCAGUUUGCAAAGUGGCAGGGAAGUUCAUUGAAAAUGUGGGAUGAACAAUUAUGGGAAGAUGUGUAAACACCCUGGAAAACAAUGAAAUUUGGGUAUGCAAACAGCAGCUUGAAAUACAGUAAAGCCUUUGCCCCCCACCCACCUGCCCACUGCACUUUGCAGUGCUGUCCUCAUCAGAGAGGGGUGUGAGGGCUUCUUCAGCUGACACAUAAGACCUUUUGGGUUUCCCUUCCCCUGCAACCCACCCUUAGUCAGGAAGCUGUCAUCUGCUCUGACUGUCUCAAACCUGGUUCAGGUACAAAGUGAAUGCAGCUUAUAUUUUUUAGUUGGAUUGUAGCUGGGUUGAGGAAAAAUGCAUCUAAAGCCAGAUUUUCCUCAAGAAACUACAGGAUGGAUAUGGAUUGUGGCUAACAUCAUAUGUAUGCAGUUUCAAAAACUAGAAGAGGGAGCACACUGGAUGUGGAGUAGGCAAUCAUGUGUGUAUACCCUUAGGCUCUGUAAGGAGUGAGUGAACAAACAUACAUGCCUCACAUUCCAGACUAAAUCAUGAGUGGGCAUAACCCUUAACAUCAUAUUUUGUACUUAUUUCGAUAACAACACAUUUCUAAAUGGUUUAAUGGUUGCAUAUUUAUGGUGUAGGAUCCCAACUAUCUUUGGCAGGCAAACUUUUAAGACUUCACUGCUCCAGAGCAGUUGCUUCCCUGACCCUGAACUUGCCCCACUGACGGAUGCACAGACUCUGGAAGCCAUGCCCUCCGCAGACACGGGCGGCAGAUCUGCCUCCACCCAUUUUGUAUGUGUUGAGGAUAAGGAUCCCAAGAAUGGGCACUGGGUUCAUAUUCCCAUGAAAUCAUAAAUGAAACACGAUCCCUUUAAGAGAGUUGAUUCCCAUUAAAUCUGUGCUGCUGCUGCCGCCGCCGUAGCUUCUGGCAAAGCGACCCUCUCCUGCACCUCCCUGGUUCUCAGCUGUAUAAAAUUGAGGUCACUAGGAGCUCAGUUUCAGAACAAGUGAGUGAGAGCUGGUGAAUGCUACUUGCACACUGCUUCUCAGGAAGGCUGUGGGGGCUUAGAGGCAGCAGUGAAGCCAUGAAGGAGCUGGUGACUUGGUUGCUCUCAGCUUGGAUGGUAUGGGAAGCAGUUGGGAGCACUGCACGCCUCCACAAAGCAAACAACCAGGAUGGCAGAUGCAUCUAUUCUUUCACAGUCCCCAGUGCAAAUGAAGCCAGCUGCACUGACCCUGGGGAAGUGAUGGCCAUUAUCAGGGAUCUCCAGAGGGAAAGCAACAGCCAGCACCUGGAACUGGAGUCCUCCAAAGCAAGGCUCAGUCUCCUGGAGACCCUGGUCAGCCAGCUGCAUGGAAACCAAGCAGCAAGGAGUUCCUCCUCCUCUGUGGUGAGUUUGCUUCAAAAAGAGGUAGAGAGUCUGAAGAGAGAACAAGCCCAGAGGGACACACAGGUCAGCAGGUUGGAGUACACCAUCAGCAACCUGCUCCAAGACAAGUCUGACUUGCAAGAGGAUAAGAAGUGGCUGGAGGAAGAGAGGAAUGAGCUGGGAAGGAGGUUGGAGAACACCAUGCGGGAGGUGGAGCGGCUGAGAGCGAGCCAAUGUCCCCAGGCUGGAGAGGCACCCAGCAGGGACUCCCUUCAAGAGUCCAAGGGGAACACGGACACUCUGGACUACCAAGAGCUCAAAUCGGAGCUGGUGGAGGUUCCUGCAUCCCGCCUCCUUCAGGGAAGCCCCUUGCCUGGCCUCCCCAGCGCAGAGGGGGGAGAAUCAGGCUGUGGAGUGCUCAUAUCGGUUGAUGAACCAGUGACCUUCCGCAGGGCAGAGACCAUUGCUGGCAAGUAUGGCGUGUGGAUGAGGGACCCAGAACCCAUCUCUCCCUACAGCCGAGAGACAACUUGGAGAGUUGAUACCGUUGGUUCGGAUGUCCGCCAAGUCUUUGAGUACAACAAUGUGGAUCAGUUCACCAAAGGCCACCCUUCCAAAGUACAUGUGCUGCCCCGAUCCAUGGAGAGCACUGGAGCUGUUGUUUAUCGGGGUUCCCUCUACUUUCAGAUGCGCAAGUCUAGAAUAAUGGCAAAAUAUGACCUGAAGACAGAAGUUAUUACGGUCCAAAAGGAGCUACCCAAUGCUGGCUACCACGGACAGUUUCCCUACUCAUGGGGUGGAUAUACAGACAUUGACUUUGCAGUUGAUGAGAUGGGGCUGUGGGUAAUUUACAGCACUGAAAACGUAAAGGGGGCCAUUGUGUUUUCUAAACUGGACCCAGAGACCAUAGAGAUUGAACAAACAUGGGAAACCAACAUCCGCAAGCAGUCAGUGGCAAACGCCUUCAUGAUUUGUGGCUCCUUGUACACCAUCAGCAGCUACUCAUCCCCUGAGGCCACUGUGAAUUUCAUCUACUCCACUAAGACAGGAACGAGUGCACCACUGAACAUCCGCUUUGAGAACCGCUACAGAUACAGCAGCAUGGUAGAUUACAACCCCACAGAAAGAAAACUCUUGGCUUGGGACAACUUCAAUAUGGUUGCCUAUGAUAUCAAGCUUUCCAAGAUGUGAUCUACUUGGGGAGAGUGGGAAGAUGCCACCUGCCAGCGAGGCUUAUUUCCAAGGGAAGCUUGGAGCAGGAAGUCCACAUAGCCACCAUUACUUGGACUAGUUGCAAUAUGGGGCACACAAAUCAUGCCAAAGUUCUCCUGACCAAGCUCUACUGAGGGAACAGGAGCUGUGUGUAAGCUCACCCCUGUGCUUAGUGGCUGUGCUCUUGUGCAGCUGCUCUGCAUUUCAGUGGAGUUUAGGAAGGAGAACUUCCCAUGGAUUGUACCCCAGUUCACUGCCCUUAAUGGGCAGCCACUGCCAUUUGCUCCAAAUGUCUCUGCACAGUGUAGUCUUUCCUAAUUAGACCUGGAACACAAAUGCAUGCAGCCUUCAAAAUGACAGACUCUUCUCUUUGUUAUAAGUCAUUGCUUCUGGAGCUCUUUUCUUAGUCUGGCCAUAGGAUUCAGCACUGUUGGUUGACAAGUAGGACUGAAGUAAUCUCUCUCUCUCUUUUUAAAGAUAUUUAUUAAGAUUUUUAAAGUAUUACAAAAUGAAAAAAGAAAAAAGAAAAAUACAAAAUAAAAAUCUGAAGUAAUCUCUUUUGCUCUCUUCUGUGGACCUGACAAUGGUGCAUUCAUUACAUAAGUGUAAAGUUGCCGUUCUUAUAUUUGGCUUCAUUGUAAAGCCCAGCUUGCCCAUAACAGCCUGGUGGCUGCCUCUUCAUUGCAGAGAACGUAGCACCACUUUGUGGUGGGGAAGGGGCUGCUUAACCCUUUCUCGCCCACUUCUUUUUGCCUGAAGCUUGUCUUAAACUGCUUCCUCCUGGCAGGUCAAAGUUCCAGGUUGAAGUUUUCUGUGUGUGUUAGAAACAAACAGGGGUCCAGUGUACUGGUGUAGUAAAAGCAAUUGAGAGACAUUUCAGAGGAGUAGAAUUUGUCAGAAUUAUAAAUCUAAGAAGUGCAGUAAGUGAAUAAAAAUUCAGAACAGUCCCUGCCUGCAGGCUUGCCGUCUAAAUUCCAUUUAGGCUUUGCAAGGUCUGUUGAGGCUGGAGAACCUGUGACCCUCUAGAUGCUUUUGGACAUGCAGCUCCUAUCAUCCCUGAUGGUCAGGGCUUGGGACAGGAAGAGGUCAGCAACAAAACAAUAAAUCAUCCGAGGCCAGUGAAGGAAACAAAGCACAGCUCUUGCCCAGUGGUCUCGGCAACUCUUUCUAGGAGGUCAGUUGCGAGGACUGAAGGUCCCUGCCUUCCCAGUGCCCACCAGGACUUCUCAUCUCCAGGGUCUUUCCCACACAAUGUCAGGCUGCAUCUGCGCACCACGGCACCUCUCCUCUGCCUCUUUCAUUUCUCUGUGUGUUCUCAGAUACCAGGGGUGAAGGGAGCUGGUUGCAGCAGCAGCAGGAGGAGGAGACUCCUGUAUGGAAGUCAAUAAACAAUUAACCCUCCAACCAGUCUUAUCGGUGCAGUCAUUUCUUUUCUGCAAUGUUUCUUGAGGCACUCUAUUUUGCUAUACAGCCCUUUCCCCAAAAAACUAACGGGGUGUGCCUGGCACUGCCUGGGACUUUUUAGAAACAACAAAAAAGGUUCUUUUUAAAUGGAUAGUACAAUUUGUGGUUUGAGACCCAUAACAACAAAAAUUGGGUGAAGUCACACCAAACUCACAUUUCAGCCUGCAAUAUUAAUUCAGAAUGGCUCUUGGCAUCCAGACAUCAACAUAGACACCUCCACCCCAACCUCAGGAACCCUCAUGCUGAGUUUGGCAAUGAUAACUAGAGUGCCAGUUGAACCUAUGUCAAAAAAUGUGCCAAGUCAUGCCAAAGUGAUGUUUUGGUUUGCCAUCUUCAUUCAAAGUCAUGCCUAGCAUCCAAAUAAUGACAUAGUUUGACAUCCCACCUUGGGAACUAUUGCGUCAAAUUUGGUGAUGAUAUCCUAAGAGGUGUCUGAACGUAUAGGGACCAAGCAAAAGGACAGACAAAUCACUGAACUCUGUGGUGUAUGUAUGCUGUGAGUUGUACUUGCUUUGCAUUUGAAGCCUGCCGGGGAUCUGGUGGAAGCCUGUACUUGAUGUAUAUAGUGAAACUGCCUUAAUGCUUUGGACCUGUCAGUAAAGGACGGAACUGAGUGAAAAGUUGGAGUCUGACUGUAUUUCUUCCAGCACAAGAUGCACUGCCAUGAACCUACACGCUUGGAGGACUGCACACGUUUGGCACAUGCCAUAUGUCAACAGUGUGCACUCUAAAGCCUGCUCUUGCCACUCUCUUGAUACUCUGGCAGUUACUGUGCUGCUGUCCUGCAUUUGACUUAACUAAGUGUCCCUAUGAAGACAGGAAUGUUGUCUUCUUUGUGCCACAUCACAGGUUUUGAAAGAAGCAGCUCCUUUCUACUAGGGGUGAUGAGAGUUUUUGCCAUUUGUCCUUCUACUCAUCUGCCCACACCAUGUAUUUACCACUCACCUCCAACCCCUGAUCUGCCUGGCAGCACCUAUUUGCUCCUAGGCUCUUCUAAAUCUCAGCAUUCUCACUGCCCUAGGAUAUCUGACGCUCCUUUAAUACCUAUAGCAAGAGAGCAUCAAUAUGCUUUUGUUCUGAUGGAAUUAACCUGGCAACGCCUUCAUAAAAACUAAGAGGGCUUAUUACACAAGCGUGACAUCAUCAAGGACUCCUACUUAUCCAAUCAGAUUGAAACACUGAUGACAAAUCCACACAUAAUGGAUCAGGAUGGACACCAGGCCUGCUCUGAAGCAUCUCUGCUGAGGUUAAUAGAAUUUAACAUCUGAACUACAGUGACGUGACGUGAUGGUGGAUUUAAAGGGCACCCAACAACAGUCCACCUGUGACAGAAUUUUGACACUGCAGUGAGUUGGGGGUCAAUUUGCAUUUGUUUUAGGGGUGCCAUAUUUCAAAAAGUGAAAAUCCGAACACUAAAGUUGUUGGCCUUUUUUGGGGUGUGUGUGUUGCAAAGCUGUUGAGCUUUGACUACAGUAAAGUGGUUCAGUCACGCAGCCUUCUGUUUAGUUUCUCUCUCUUUGUGUGUGCAAUGUGUUUGACCAAAGGCCCCAUGGAAACAAGUUUUGA
Podarcis muralis (Common wall lizard) is the source of this 6331-nucleotide messenger RNA. It is a transcript of the gene MYOC, whose product is annotated as myocilin. Gene Ontology annotation, cellular component: Golgi apparatus. Lineage: Eukaryota; Metazoa; Chordata; Lepidosauria; Squamata; Lacertidae. The record is from RefSeq and is a predicted model, not a curated record. Gene Ontology annotation, biological process: osteoblast differentiation; signal transduction.